AUUAAAUUGAAAUUCAAAGUGCUUGGACGUUAUCUUGAGAAUAACAAUUAUUUUGUUUGUGACAAACCGGAAGCAAUAAAUAACGGAACGAAAUGUCACAAAAGCGCUCUGUUUCAUCGAAAAAUCCUAACUUAGAUGAAAUGUCUUCCGACUUCCUAUACCACUUAGCGGUAAAUGUACCGGAUACAAAGAACACAGCUGAUAUUAAAAAGCAAUACGGGCAUAUUAAGGUGGUGUGUUUGGGCGGCAAGGACUCGCGUAUGCUAGAAUUGGCGAAAUAUAUACAUUUUAAUGUGUACGAUGGCAAUUCGGGUAGCGAUUAUGAAAGAAAUUUAUUCGAGGAGGGCCACAGAUAUGCUGGCUUUAUGGUUGGCUGCGUGUUAUGUGUAAGCCAUGGUGUUGGCAGCUCCACGAUGAGUGUGGUAUUGCAUGAAUUAAUUAAAUUGGUCCGUUAUGCCGAAUGUGUGGACCCGCUUUUCAUACGCAUUGGCACUAGUGGCGGACUUGGGAUUAAACCGGGUACAGUUGUGGUCGCUAAUAAGGGCUACAAUGGUUUACUGCGCAGUGAAUAUGAAAUUGCAAUUUUAGGAGAACGUGUCGCACGACCUGCUCAAUUCGACGAGAGAUUAUGUAAAGACUUGAUUGCUUGCACGGAAGUAGCAGAUGCGGAGAAGCAUAAUGCCUGGGAUAUUAUCGAAGGCAAUACAAUGGGCACAGACUGCUUCUACGAAGGCCAAGGUCGACUCGACGGCGCUUCUUGUACGAAGGCGAAUGGCGAGCCAUACACCGUAGACGACAAGCUAAAGUUCCUGAAACGCUGCCACGAUGAAUGUGGCAUAAGAAAUAUCGAAAUGGAGGCGCCAAUGUUUGCGGCGCUGACCUUGCACUGUGGCAUACGCGCGGCGGAUGUGUGCGUGACGCUUUUGAAUCGACUGGAAGGCGAUCAGGUGAAGAGUACCAAGGCACAAUUAAAGGACUUCGAAGAGCGUCCCUUUAAGCUUGUGUCGCGCUACAUAAGACGUUACAUAAUAAACUCCCCAUAAACGUAGCAAUGAAAUAUAUAUUUGUAUGUAAAGCGAGUUUUUAUGUAAAAAUAA
Messenger RNA from Bactrocera tryoni, 1097 nucleotides. RefSeq names its product uridine phosphorylase 1. The record is from RefSeq and is a predicted model, not a curated record. Lineage: Eukaryota; Metazoa; Arthropoda; Insecta; Diptera; Tephritidae. Gene Ontology annotation, biological process: uridine catabolic process; nucleotide catabolic process. Bases 93 to 1043 code for a protein of 316 amino acids. The transcript has 8 exons. Gene Ontology annotation, molecular function: uridine phosphorylase activity. Gene Ontology annotation, cellular component: cytoplasm; cytosol.